AUGAGUGCCCCAGUUUUAGCUGCAUUUGAUGGUAAUAAAAAAAUAGUUAUACAAACAGAUAGCUCACAAUCGGGUGUAGGGUGUUGCAUAAUGCAAGACAAUAAGCCAAUCUCAUAUGCAUCACGUAGCUUAACCGAAACUGAGAAACAGUGGGCUCAAAUUGAAAAAGAAAUGAAUGCAAUAUUAUAUGCUUGUACAAAAUUUCAUAAUUUCAUCUAUGGUAGACGUAUAACGUUAGCUAUAUAUGAUCUAGAGGUGAAGUAUCUUCCAGGUAAGCAAAUGCACAUUGCAGAUUAUCUAAGUAGAGACUAUAUUAUUAAAAAUAUAAAAGAUGAUAUCUCAAUUAAUGAUGUUGUACAUAGUAUUAAUUCAGAAAAAAUACAGAUUAGUGAUGAAAAACUGUUACAAUUUCAAAAGGAGACUAUAAAUGAUCCCUGUCUGAAUAAAGUAAAGCUAUAUUACAAUAACAAUUGGCCUAGUGAUAAAACUAAGUUACCAUUUAAAGGAGAACUAUAUAAUUUUUGGAAAUUUAGAAAUGAUAUAACAGUAAACAAUAAUUUGAUUUAUCUCAAUGACAGAUUAAUUGUACCUUUUAAAUUAAGAGCAUUCAUACUAGGAUUACUUCAUGAAACCCACAUAGGUAUGACUAAAACCGUUAAAAGAGCCAGGUCUUAUUAUUAUUGGCCUAAUAUGGCAAAUGACAUAGAAAAUUUUAUAAGUAAGUGUUCAUUGUGUGCCAGGUAUCAAAGGAAAAAAUUUAAAGAGCCAUUAUUAAAUCAUUCAAUUCCUGACAAACCAUUUAUUAAAAUAGGGGUAGAUAUUGGUGAAUAUGGUGGUGUGUCAUAUUUAAUUAUAAAUGAUUAUUACUCAAAAUGGCUAGAUAUCAAAAAACUAAGCAGUAAAUCAGCAGAUUCAAUAAUUAAAAUUUUAAAAAAUGUAUUUAGUUAUUUUGGAAUCCCUAAAAUAUGUGUUUCUGAUAACGUACCAUUCAAUAGCAAGCAAUUUUUAGAUUUUGCUAAAGAAUGGAAAUUUAAAGUAAUAACAACAAGUCCAAAUUAUGCCCAAAGUAAUGGGUUUGCUGAGAAAAGUGUAGGGAUAGCAAAAACCAUGCUUAAAAAAUCUAUAUUAACAGGUAAAGACAUAGAUCUUUAUUUAUUAGACUAUAGAAGUACACCAGUUGCAGGUCUUGAAUACACUCCUUCAGAGUUACUUAUGAGUAGGAAGAUUAGAACAAAAUUGCCUAUUAAUGAGAAAUUACUUUACCCUCAAAUUCCUAUUGAGGCUUAUGCGAAAAUGUUGGCACAACAAAAAAUACAAAAAUGUCAGUAUGACAAAAAUGUGAGAAUUAAAGAAAACAAAUUUGCAGUAAAUGACUCAAUUCUAUAUUUAAAAGAUAAAGUGUGGGAAAAAGGUACCAUUAUUAAAAAGAGUGAAGAACCUAGAUCAUUCAUAAUUAAGAACAAAAAUAACAAGCUAUUUAGGAGAACAUCUCAUCUAGACAUGUGA
Messenger RNA from Myzus persicae (green peach aphid), 1506 nucleotides. RefSeq lists its product as uncharacterized. NCBI's taxonomy places the organism in Eukaryota, Metazoa, Arthropoda, Insecta, Hemiptera, Aphididae. The record is from RefSeq and is a predicted model, not a curated record. Bases 1 to 1506 code for a protein of 501 amino acids. Gene Ontology annotation, molecular function: nucleic acid binding. The transcript is spliced from 2 exons. Gene Ontology annotation, biological process: DNA integration.